AUGGCAAACGAACACUCCAUCCCCAUUAGGGUUGCAUACGAUGAUGCGGCCCAUAUGCACGGGCAGCAGUCUUCAGAAGAUCGACACAACGAUGUGAUGGAGACAACAGAGAAGCAUGUCGACGAAGACCGCCUUGAGGACAGCUUAUCACCCAACACCGCCGUGGAGGAACAGGAUGAGCUUUCAGAUGACUCCACUCCUCCCGUACCACCAGUCCCUCGUCAGCUCUCGUCUCGGGCUUCUCGGACACGCAUUCGAAGAGGCCAACCCAAGAGCUACGAUUCAGAUCCUCAGACUUAUGGUCAAGACAUGCCGCGCAUGAUGUCCUCGAGGUCCAACCGCCCUCGCUUUCAGGACGAGAUGUAUGAGAGCGACCCUCACUACGGCUCUGACCGCGCCUGGAGGGAGGAGAUCCGACAUCCAGAUUACCAAGACCGCCGGUACAUGAACCGUGGGAAGCCGCCAAGGGCCUUCCUCAACAACCAGCAGAGCCCCGGCACGAAGCAGUGGGUGGAGGAGUCAAGAUCUUACCAUGACCCUUUCUCGCCCAUGCAGCCCCCAAAGCGGUUCUACACCUUCGACGAGGAGCAAGGCUACGGCCCGGGCUACCCGGGAGGAUAUAACAAUCGCCAGACGUUCUCCACUGACGACAGCCCGCGAAUCCAGUGGAACGCCCUCACGAAGGAGCAGAAGGCCGAGGUACUUCGUCUCCCCUGGCUUCAGUGGAUGAACUCGGACUUCAAGAACCACUUCGUUGCCAGCCUGGGAGAAUUUGUUGGCACGACCAUGUUCCUCUUCUUUGCCUUCGCUGGCACCGAGGUCGCCAACAUUGCAUCGAAUGCCAACGGCUCAAGCAACUCGUCAGACUCCAACACAACGACUGGUGGAUCGACCGGUUUCAAUGUCAACGUGCUGCUGUACAUUGCGCUCUCCUUCGGCUUCUCUCUCAUGGUAAACGUCUGGAUCUUCUUCCGCAUCAGCGGUGGCCUGUUCAACCCGGCCGUGACGCUCGCCCUGAUGCUCAUCCGUGCCAUCUCGGUCUUCCGCGCCAUCGCUCUGUUCAUCUCGCAGAUCCUGGGUGGAAUCAUGGCCUCGGUCCUCGUGCGAUUCCUGUUUCCCGAGAACUUCAACGUGCGAACCACCUUGGGCGGCGGGGCCAACAUCGCGCAAGGCAUCUUCAUUGAGGCGCUCCUCACGGCCGAGCUUGUCUUUACCAUCUACAUGCUUGCGGCGGAGAAGCACAGGGCUACUUUCAUGGCACCCAUCGGCAUUGGCAUGGCUCUCUUCAUUGCUGAGAUGGUCGGUGUGCAGUUUACCGGUGGCUCUCUGAACCCUGCGCGCAGUUUUGGCCCAUGUGUGGUCACAGCCACUUUCGAUACUGAGCAUUGGAUCUACUGGCUCGGCCCAUUCCUCGGAGCGCUGAUCGCGUGGUUGUUUUACCGUUUCAUCAAGGCGCUUGAGUACGAGAUGGUCAACCCUGGCGCAGACGGCGACCCGCUCAACGAUCCCACCAAGAACCCGGAGAAGGCGGCUGAGAUCAAGAUCGCAAGGCAGAAGACCAGCCUGUCGAGCAUGAAGACGCCGUGA
Molecule: messenger RNA, 1587 nt
Organism: Diaporthe citri
Lineage: Eukaryota; Fungi; Ascomycota; Sordariomycetes; Diaporthales; Diaporthaceae
Exons: 3
Coding region: 1-1587 (528 amino acids)
Biological process (GO): transmembrane transport
Cellular component (GO): plasma membrane
Molecular function (GO): water channel activity
Source: RefSeq, a predicted model, not a curated record